UGCGACGCUCGUUGGGAGUUUAGACAAGCGGAGGGAGGAAAAUGGCGGACGAAGAUAUUACGCUUGAUGGGAAACCUCUACAAUCGCUGCGAGUGGCGGAUUUAAAACUCGCCCUGGAGCAAAGAAACCUCCCGAAGAGCGGGCAGAAAAAUGCUCUCCUCAAGCGACUGAAAGGGGCUCUGAUGCUGGAAAAUCUUCAGAAGUCAUCCUCCUCUCACAGUGGGCUGCAGCCCAACUCUCAGAUCGGUGAGGAGAUGAGCCAGAAUAGCUUCAUAAAACAGUACCUGGCCAAGCAGCAGGAGCUCCUCCGCCAGAGACUGGAGAGAGAAGCUCAACAAGAGGAGGAGGCAGAAGAAAGCCCAGCAGUGGUGGAGGAAGAUGAAGACCACUCGGAGGACAAUGACUGCUCUCCCUAUGUCUCUGACAAGAAGCAUCCCAAAAUCCCCCCUAAGCCGUCAAUGACAAGGGCAGACGAGGGCAAAGCAGGAGGAGAGCUAGUGAUGGGUCAUGUGAUGAUGGCAUGCGGCCCCGCCUCUGGCCCCGGCCCUAUCCUUCACCCCCAGGAGUUCAGUGAGGCUCCCGGAGUAAGGAUGCAGCGAGGCACCUUUCACCAAGGACAUAAGGAACCGCCGGCCCCAUCUCCUCCCCGCGCUGUAGCCUCGCUGUCGGUGCGCGUCCUGGGUCAGCCUGACCGCCAGGGUCUGCCCCCCGUAGUACCCCGAGCCCAGGAGAAAGAGGGCACUGCACCGAGUGAGCCUGGAUCCGCUCAUCCCGUGCUCCACCUUAGCCGUUCUGCCGGAGUGUCAGGAGGAGGAGGAGGAGGAGGGGGAGGUCAGGCCCCCGAGGACAGUGAUGAUGACGACGAUGAUGACGAGAGCGAGGAUGACGAGGAUUGGGGACCCGGCCCUGGCGGGGCGCGCAGGGGGAAUCGAGCGCCUCCUCAGCCGCAGCAGAUACCUCCGAGCGCCCCGUCAACAGUUGCGAGAUCCAAACGCAAGCUUCAGCCUCCGCAGCACAUCCCACCUCCACAGGUACACCACACACCAAUGCAACUGCGCCACCCCACUCCUCCUCCCUCUCCACCUCCUGACUUGUUUCCCCUACCUGACACUCCCAAACAGAGCCCACCAGACACAGACGACCAGGAAGGAGAAGCCCCCGAGGCUUCAUGUGGUCCGAGGGUGCCACCCUUCCCACCUUCCACCAUGCAGAGGCAAGACUCUGACUCCAGCUCUCGCUCCAGCAGUCCUGAGCCCUCUAUAAAUCGCAGGCCAGGGCCCCUUUCUCUGCUGGUACACAAGAUGGAGUCAGAGGGGGCUUUUCGUGCAGCAGAGGCCUCCGCUGCUGUGGAUAUGUCUGGGCAGACCGCACACUCCGCUGCUGGGUCCGCCACUUCCAGUGAAUCUUCACUGCUCAGAAUGGAGAGAAAGAGGCUCCAAGAGAACAGAGAAGUGGAGGAAGAAAGGCGCCUGAAGGAGGAGAAAGAGAGGGAGCAACACCAGAAGCAAGAGAGAGAAAGGAAGAAGGUCCAAGAACAGGAGAGAGAGAAGAAACGCUUGGAAGAAGAGAAGGAAAAGGAGAGGAAACGGCUGGAAGAGGAGGAGAAACAGCGUCAGAAAGAGGAGCGAGAGAAUGAGAGAAAACGCCAGCAAGAGGAAAAGGAAAGGGAGAGGAAACACCAGCAAGAAGAAAAGGAAAGGGAGAGGAAACAACAGCAAGAGGAUAAAGAAAAAGAGAAAAAACAAGAGGAGAAGAGAAGGGAGGAGAAACUGCUCAAGGAAAAGAGCCAGGAGACGGCCAGCAAAGGAAAGGUGGCCGUGACCGAGGCCCAAGACUCCGGUUCCUCCUCAGAUUCUGACUCCAAAUCAGACUCUUCUUCCCAAUCGUCUUCUUCCUCCUGUGGGGAUAAAAUCAUCCCCGUCAAAAAGCUGAAGAAGGCCGAGCGUGAUGCAGAGGAUGAGAAAAACCCCAACGGGAACAAGGCAGAGAGACAAUUUCUUUCCAAAAGGGAGGUGUCCGAGCCCAGCGCAGCAGCAGCGACGGAGGCGGAGCCAGACACCGAGGGCUCCAACGCCCAGCAGCCGCCCUCCGGGGCGGACCCGGAGAACAGCGAGGCUCGUCUGGAGGAGAGCACCACUCCGAAGGCCUUUGCUGCUCGCAAGAUAUCCUUGACCAGCAGCAAGACGUCUCCAGCCGCCGCGGAUGGGGCAGCCGGCGAGACGGACGCGGGGACUGCAGCCGGGAGGAAGAGGCGGUGGGGCUCCAGCACAGCGGUCACCGCCAAGAAGCCGUCCAUCAGCAUCACCACCGACUCGCUGAAGUCUCUGAUCCCGGACAUCAAGGUGAACCAGGAGGCGGUGGUGGAGCUGAACCCCGAGGAGCUGCAGAUGUCCGGGGACGAGGACGGCAUGGACACCAGCCGGGGCGACCAGGACAAAGGCCUCAAGAUCAGACGCACCGUCACGCAGGUCGUCUCUGGUGACGGCCAAGAAAACGGACAGGUGAACGAGGAGGAGGAGGAGGGCGAGGAGGCGGACGUAGCGGAGAAAGAGCGACCACGUCGAACCUCCAGAGACAAGCGGAAGGACGGCGUGUCCGAGGACGCCUCGCAGACCCCGGCGCCCGUCAAGCUGGAGGCGGAGCCAAAGAAAGUUACCCCGAGCGACAGUCUUGUGCGCCGCUCCAUCAGCCAACAGAAGUCCGGCGUGUCGGUGACCCUCGACGACCCCGUCCGCGCGGCGCGCCAGCCCUCGCCGCCUCACGGCAAAGUCUCAAACAUCAUCCACGUCAUCAAUCUGGUGCGACCCUUCACCCUGGGCCAACUCAAAGAGCUGCUGAACAGGACGGGCGCCGUGGUGGAGGAGGGCUUCUGGAUCGACAAGAUCAAGUCUCACUGCUACGUCACCUACGCCACCUCAGAGGAGGCGGUCGCCACCAGAGCCGCCCUGCACGGGGUCAAAUGGCCUCCGAGCAAUCCCAAAGUCCUCAGGGUGGACUUCUGUGAGCAGGAUCAGCUGGACAUUCAAAAAGGCAUCGUGAAGCCAGAAAGGGAGGAGGACCACGUGCCCCCACCGGCCGGUCCGCUGCCCCGGCUCCCCCCCCUGAUGCCCGAGCGGGAGCACGAGAGGGACCGAGGCGCGGCGGGAGUGCGGGACCUGUGGGCGGAGCGCCAGAGAGAGAUGGAGCGCCGAGAACGGGCCCGCGGCGAGCGGGAAUGGGACCGCGAUAAGAUCCGCGAGUUCGCCAGGCCGGGGGAAGACGAGCCGCGGUCCCGGUCCAGGGACCGAGAGCGGAGGAGGAGAGAGCGGGCCAAGAGCAAGGAGAGGAAGACCGACAAGAAGGCGACAGAGAAACCCGACGAGCCUCCUGUGAAGCUGCUCGACGACUUGUUCCUGAAGACCAAAGCGGCGCCGUGCAUCUACUGGCUCCCGCUCUCCGAGGAGCAGGCGGUGCAGAGGCUUCUGGACCGCACGGAGCGCCAGAAGGAGCGCGAGCGGCGGCGCAAGGAGCAGCAAGAGGAGGAGGAGAAGAAGCGGGAGGAGGAGAGGAAGGAGAGGCUGAAGGGCCGGGAGAAGGAGGGCGGGGCGGCGAGCGUCGGGGGGGCGGUGGCGGCGGCAGGGACCGCGAGCGUCGGGGCAGCCGGGCGCGGCGGCGGCGAGAGAGAGCGGGAACGCGGCGGCGACAGAGAGAGGGAACGCGGCGGCGAGCGCAGCCGCGAGAGAGAGAGGGACGGGGACCGCAGCCGAGACAGGGACGGGGACAAGAAGAGGGACGACAGCAGCCGCCCCCGGCGGCCCUCCGCGGGCGCCGGCGGACGCCGCUCCCGUAGCCGUAGCAACCCCAGGGAUAGGCGCCGCUGAGCCGAGCGGCUGCAGGGGGGCCAGCUGGAGAGAGAGAGAGAGGAGGGGGGAGAUAGCGUAGCGGGGGACGCCGCAGACAGGACGUCUUGGGAGGAGUGUUCCCAGGUGGAGAUGCUUUUCUCCGGCCGCCUCGCUGUGCUUUAGUUUGUCUUCCACACACUUCUGCCAUUUAAACCCCCCUUCGCCCCCCCCCCCCAUACUCCCCCUCCCCAACUCGUGGGCAGGAGUUUUCACAGAAAAUGUAGGGUGCACAUCCUGUCGGCAGCCAGGCGGCGGCGCAUCUAGCUCCUAUCGCCUCUCCUCUGUUCGUCUGGGUCCUCUGGAACAGGAAGUCGCUCCUUUCCCUCCUCGUCUCUGUAGUGCCGUUUAAAGAAAAGAAGCGAGAGGGGAUGGUGUUUUUUUUUGUUUUUUUUCUGGCUCGCCUCAGCAGUUUGUCCCGCUGAGGUUUGGGAGGGCGCCUCUGUAUUUUAGUUCUGUGGGCGCACGGUUCCUUCCUCCUCAGAGCCCUGUAAUAAAACCCAGUCCAAAAUAGAUCCCUGACCUUCAGAUAUUUUCUAUGUUCUCUUCAACACUGAGAAUUUCUUUAUUUUGUUUCCGUACGACUAGAUUUGACCUCGUCAAAGAGGAUUUUGUUUUAAGUUUUAUGAUUUUAUUUUUUUUUCUUCCAGCCUUGGAGGUUUGUUGUGUGUUACAGCAGGUGAUGUUUGUGUGAGUAAUAACCUUCACCUCUCUCUCUCUCGCUCCCACAAAGAUGCAACUGGUAGUCUCAACACUGUAACCUAGAAAACGUGUGUGAUAGGAAGAGACUGAUGCAGGGCACGUGGCCGAGUUUGUCUUUGGAGUCGGGAAGGAGAGGAGAUCACAUUCUUGUAAAGUGGUUGAUGCUGUGCUGAUUACAGGAAACAGACCUUCCCUGCACUGAAGCCCCCUCCUCUGCCCCCUCAAUCACAUAUUUAAGAGGAGGUACAGAUAAAAAGCUAUCCUUCUAAUAGAGUAGGUUACAAUUUUAAUAUUUUUAAUUUCAUGCUUUUAGUUAAAAGAUGUUGCUUUUUCCCUUCUUGCAAGUGCUGAAUGUACUGAGAAUUUAAAAAAAAUGAAUAAAUUUAAAUUGGUUAUCA
Messenger RNA from Pungitius pungitius (ninespine stickleback), 4978 nucleotides. RefSeq names its product apoptotic chromatin condensation inducer 1b (gene acin1b). The transcript has 17 exons. Gene Ontology annotation, molecular function: RNA binding. Gene Ontology annotation, cellular component: precatalytic spliceosome; ASAP complex. Bases 42 to 3860 code for a protein of 1272 amino acids. Gene Ontology annotation, biological process: RNA splicing. The record is from RefSeq and is a predicted model, not a curated record. NCBI's taxonomy places the organism in Eukaryota, Metazoa, Chordata, Actinopteri, Perciformes, Gasterosteidae.